UCUGCGCUCAGCCACAAAGGGAGAGACCAGCGACAGAACAUCAACAACAUUUCUGCCGUCAGAUCGACACACCUUGCAGAAUAUCCUUGUUAACUACAUGGAUUACGUAUCGGUAAAUGACCAGUCUUUGUUAUGUAGCCAUAUUAUUACAUUCCCUUAUCAAAUUAAUGACUACAUUUCGCUGUAUUGUUAAGCGAGAAAGUAGUAGCUGGAGGAUAUGCUACCUAGCUAGCUAAUGGUUGGCGCUCAGUUUGCUUGACGUGGUCAACAACGAUGUUCGCUAGCAAGCUAAGCUAGUUCUAGUUUAGCUUGUUUUCGAAUCCGGUGUAGGGCGGUUUGAUCUGAACGAGCCGGAGCCAUCGAUUGUGCUGUCUGGAUUCAAUACUGAACGUAUUGAACAUAGCUUGGUGGCUUAAGUGCUUGCUCACAACCAUGUUACCGGGUCGUGAUGCUGUUCAUUUGAAUAACACCGGGACCACCUCAUAUGUCUCUUGAAUUCCCCACCGAGCUAUUCGCAGUGCGGUAGCUGCCAGCGUAUUGCUCCGUCACCGCAACCAGGUUCAGCUGCCAGUGGGGCUCCUGGACGUUCAGCCUGAUUUGCGCCUUCAAUUGUCCUUUAAUCAGUGCCUGUCAACUAUGGAAACCACUCAAGUGACUUUGGCCGUAAGGGGAGAAACAUCCCCAGGUGAGCUGAUAGCUGUAGUUGGAAGCUGUGAGGCGCUUGGAUACUGGAGCUACCAGAAGGCUUUAACUCUUCAGCAGGAUGACAACGAUGGCACUUUAUGGAAAAGGACUAUCUGUGUUCCACGGGGGGCUGUUUUCAACUAUCGCUACUUUAAGGGAUACUUCCUGGAGUCAAAGAGCGCAGGUGGUCCCUGUCAGGUCAUAGUCCUUAAAUGGGAGACCCAUCAGCAGCCACGCACGAUGAGCCCCACAGAGCCACUCCUUGCUGUCGACGAUGGACAGUUUGGAUUUCACAAUGGGUCAGAAUGUGUGGACUCCGGAUGGCUGACAUGCCAGACUGAGAUCCGGCUGCGUCUGCACUACUCUAAGAAGUCUGCCGUGUCCAUCACCAAGAAGAAGUACAAGAAGUCCCGCUUCAGGAUCAGACUGAUGCUGGAGGGCGUUGAGGAGGAAGAUGAGGAGGAAGAGCUGUCUCCGUCCAUCUGGCACAAGAUGACCCCCACCCUGGAGAUCAGUCUGAUCAGCCGAGAUGGCUACAAGUCUCGCCACUCCCAGCCCGAGUGUGGCUACGCUCUGGAGCCCUCCCAGUGGACCGAGUACAGCAUCGUCACCAUGGACCCCGACAACUUGGAGCUCACCUUUGAGUUCUUUGAGGAGGAUCUGGGAGAGCACAUUGUGCCGGGCGACGCCCACCCUGGACACGUGGGCACGGCCUGCCUCCUGUCCUCCUCCUUCGUGGAGGUAGGCACGGACCACGGUGUGGCCACUCUGCCCAUCAUGGGACGCAACUCCAGGCAGACCAUCGGCAAAGUCCGAGUGGACUACCUGGUGAUCCGCCCUAUCCAGGGAAUGCAGUGUGACAUGAACUCCUCCUUCACUAAGUACUGGAGGAAGAGGAGUGCACUGGAUGUGGGGCACAGAGGAGCUGGGAGCUCACACGCUGCCAAACACCACAAAAUCAGGGAGAAUACAGUCGCCUCCUUCAAAAGUGCUGCCAACCAUGGGGCUGCUUACGUGGAGUUUGAUGUUCAUCUAUCCAAGGACUCCAUCCCCAUAGUCUACCAUGACCUCACCUGCUGCAUCUCCAGCAAGAAGAAAAAUGACAAACAUUCCUUGGAGCUGUUGGAGGUUCCAGUCAAAGACCUGACCUACGACCAACUGCAGAUGCUCAAGCUUAACCAUGCCACUGCCCUGAAAGUCAGCGACCCCAAAGAUUUACUGGAUGACGAGGAGGAAGUGGACGAGCACCAGCCUUUCCCCUCUCUCUCUCAAAUUUUCCAAGCUGUCCCUGAAAAUGUGGGAUUCAACAUUGAGCUGAAGUGGAUCUGCCAGUUAAAGGACGGCUCAUGGGAUGGAAACGUGUCGUCGUACUUCAACAUGAACUUGUUCCUGGACACCAUCCUGUCUUGCGUGCUGCAGAAAGCUGGCAGGAGACGCAUCCUGUUUUCCUGCUUUGACCCUGACGUCUGCACCAUGGUGCGGCAGAAGCAGAACAAGUACCCCAUCCUGUUCCUCACCCAGGGCAUCUCUGAGCAAUACCCAGAGAUGAUGGACAUCCGCUGCCAGACCACCCAGAUCGCCAUCAGCUUCGCCCAGAGCGAGAACAUCCUGGGUAUCAGUGCUCAUGCUGAGGAGCUGCUGAAAGACAUGAGCCACAUCCAAGUGGCCCAGUCUAAAGGCCUGGUCAUGUUCUGCUGGGGUGAUGACAACAAUGACCAUGACAACAGGAUGACGCUCCGGCAGAAGGGUAUAGACGGGCUCAUCUACGACAGGAUCUGUGAGGACCAUGGAGAGCAACAGAGCAUUUUCAAAGUAGAGGAGCAGCACACCUUGCAGGAGGUGAUCUCUGAGGAGACCAGGAAGAGCUGCACGUGCUCCACCUACGCCAUCCCCUGUGGUUCAGCCCCCUGUACCGCCGUCGGGGGGAACGGCGGCAGCGCCGAGUCCGACUCAGGCCUCAGUUCCUCCUGAAGAUUCCUCCCAGGAACCUCCUGCUGUCACUGGAAGUCCAGGUGUCGUGCACGGAAUACUGCCCUUUGCUCCAAUUGAGAAGACAUUAACUUUUCGUGAAAUUGACAUUAAAUUUUCUUAGAAUUUGAGGAGGUUGUGGGUGAUGGUAAGUUAGAUACGCCUGUUGGGUCUGUCCUUGAAGCAUGGGCAGACUGGUGAGGGGAAGCAGGUUUGUGAUGACCUGUGAUCCAGACGGUGAUGAGUUUGUGUGAUCAUCCCAUAUAAACUGACCCCAGCAUCUCUUUCUGUGACCUAAGGAAUUAGAAUACUAGGAGGUGAUGUGUAGUCUGUCACCUGUUUUGUUUUGACUGGGAAGGAGUGUGUAUUGAUUUGCCAAACUAGUUAUGUAUGGACAGUCUGUUGAUGCAGAGAGGUUCAAUACAUUAGUCACGAAACCAUAACUACCAAAAAUAUAUUAAACAGGUUUUCUUUUGUUAAAAUGAUACAAUGAUGCAGACUCAAGGAUUUUAUUUUCAGGUGUCUUGUGAAGCCAAUUUUCUGAUUAUUUAAAAUGAUAAGUUUUCAAAUGGACUAUGUAUGCUUCUCAAGUUAAAUACACGUGGAUGACAAUUCAGAUUUGCCAUCGACAUUGUUUUUAUUACAGCAGUGUUACUUAAAAUGAACAUGCUUCAGUAGUCAUAAAUAGAUUUACAUUUUACAAAAAUAGUUCAAUAGUUGAGGACAACAAAUGACACAUUCUGGAAUUGUUGAUCUGAAGGGAACAUUUUACUCUGUCUGUACUUGAUUGAUCAUCAGAUAGCCUUAAUGGAGAAUUCCAGAAUUUGUUUUCCUGUCUGCACAGCAGCAUGUUUGAAUCUCUCUAUACCUCACUCUGACUACUCAAUGCAAACCAGACGGAAGAUUUUUCUGUAGCCUCAGUUGAACAAAAUGUGUUCCGUCCCCAUCUUUUCUCCACUCUUGCAAAUCCUGUUUCACUUUUGUAUUUGUGUUUCAAUCACAUCUUAAUCAUGACAAAAUGACAGGUCCUGUCCAUUUGAUCAUGGCCGUUUGAGCUUUGCUGCUUUCUGUAGAUAUAUUGUGUCUCAACUAUUGAUAUCUGUAUACAGAUUGCAGAUUAUGUCUAUACAGGUAUAUCAAUAGUUAUGUAAGUAUAUGUAGUUACUAUGUCAGACAGAAUGAGUCUUGCGUGUCCUGAGAAAGCACAUUUUGACUGAACAAAUUAGAUUUAUUCAGUGUUAAUUUCAUUCUGAAUUCCUACAGAAAUAAAUAAAUAAAUAAAG
Molecule: messenger RNA, 3935 nt
Organism: Hypomesus transpacificus
Lineage: Eukaryota; Metazoa; Chordata; Actinopteri; Osmeriformes; Osmeridae
Gene: gpcpd1
Product: glycerophosphocholine phosphodiesterase 1
Exons: 21
Coding region: 637-2655 (672 amino acids)
Biological process (GO): glycerophospholipid catabolic process
Molecular function (GO): starch binding; glycerophosphocholine phosphodiesterase activity
Source: RefSeq, a predicted model, not a curated record